Canis lupus familiaris (dog) is the source of this 2169-nucleotide messenger RNA. It is a transcript of the gene AKAP8L, whose product is annotated as A-kinase anchoring protein 8 like. Gene Ontology annotation, cellular component: nuclear matrix; nucleus. Gene Ontology annotation, molecular function: protein kinase A regulatory subunit binding; DNA binding. The transcript is spliced from 14 exons. Bases 145 to 2094 code for a protein of 649 amino acids. The record is from RefSeq and is a predicted model, not a curated record. Lineage: Eukaryota; Metazoa; Chordata; Mammalia; Carnivora; Canidae.
AAGCCAGAGUCCGACGCGAGCCAAUGGGGGCGGGGGGUGGGGCUCGGUUGUGUUAGAAGGGGCCCCGGGGAUUGUCGCCGCUACCCCGGCGUCGGACGUGUCGGACAGCUGCCUGAGUCCUCGGGUGCAGUGUUCGCUGCCACCAUGAGCUACACAGGCUUUGUCCAGGGAUCUGAAACCACUUUGCAGUCGACCUACUCAGACACGAGCGCUCAGCCCACCUGUGAUUAUGGAUAUGGAACUUGGAACUCUGGGACUAACAGAGGCUACGAGAACUAUGGUUAUGGCUAUGGCUAUGGCCAGGAUAACACCACCAACUAUGGGUAUGGUAUGGCCACUUCAAACUCUUGGGAAAUGCCUAGCUCUGACACAAAUGCAAACCCUAGUGCUGCGAGUAGCGCCAGUGCCGAUUCCGUUUUGUCCAGAAUUAACCAGCGCUUAGAUAUGGUGCCACACUUGGAGACAGACAUGAUACAAGGAGGCAUGUACGGCUCAGGUGGAGAAAGAUAUGAUUCCUAUGAGGCCUGUGACUCGAGGGCCAUUCUGAGCGAGCGCGACCUAUACCGGUCAGGCUACGACUAUGGCGAACUUGACCCCGAGAUGGAAAUGGCCUACGAGGGCCAGUACGAUGCCUACCGUGACCAGUUCCGCAUGCGUGGCGGCGACACCUUUGGCCCACGGGCUCAGGGCUGGGCCCGGGACUCCAGGAGUGGCCGGCCGAUGGCCUCGGGCUAUGGGCGCAUGUGGGAAGACCCCAUGGGGGCCCGGGGCCAGUGCAUGCCUGGUGCCUCCCGGCUGCCCUCCCUCUUCUCUCAGAACAUCAUCCCUGAGUACAGCAUGUUCCAGGGCAUGCGAGGCGGGGGCACCUUCCCAGGUGGCUCCCGCUUUGGCUUCGGGUUUGGCAAUGGCAUGAAGCAGAUGAGGCGGACCUGGAAGACCUGGACCACAGCCGACUUCCGGACCAAGAAGAAGAAGAGAAAGCAGUGCGGCAGUCCUGAUGAACCAGACAGUAAAGCCACCCGGACGGACUGCUCAGAUAAUAGUGAUUCAGACAAUGAUGAGGGCACCGAGGGGGAAGCUGCAGAGGGCACUGAAGGCACUGAGGCUGUGGAGAAGGGCUCCAGAGCAGAAGGAGAAGACGAAGAGGGAAAAGAAGAAGGCAAAGAAGACGGCAAAGAGGAUGCAGAAAAGGGGGCCCUGAGCAUCCAGGAUGAUAGUGGCCAGAUCAAGCGCAAGUUGCAGGCAGGCAAGAAGAGCCAGGACAAGCAGAAAAAGCGGCAGAGAGACCGCAUGGUAGAAAGGAUCCAGUUUGUGUGUUCUCUCUGCAAAUACCGGACCUUCUAUGAGGAGGAGAUGACCAGCCACCUCGAUAGCAAGUUCCAUAAGGAGCACUUUAAAUAUGUAGGCACCAAGCUCCCCAGGCAGACGGCUGACUUUCUGCAGGAAUAUGUCGCCAAUAAGACCAAGAAGACAGAGGAACUCCGGAAAACCGUGGAGGACCUUGAUGGUCUGAUCCAGCAGAUCUACAGAGACCAGGAUCUUACCCAAGAAAUUGCCAUGGAGCAUUUUGUGAAGAAGGUAGAGGCAGCCCACUGUGCAGCCUGUGACCUCUUCAUUCCCAUGCAGUUUGGGAUCAUCCAGAAGCACCUCAAGACCAUGGAUCACAACCGGAACCGCAGGCUCAUGAUGGAGCAGUCCAAGAAGUCCUCGCUCAUGGUGGCCCGCAGCAUCCUCAACAACAAAAUCAUCAGCAAGAAGCUGGAGCGCUAUCUGAAGGGUGAGAACCCGUUCACCGAUAGCCCCGAGGAAGAGAAGGAACAGGAGGAGGCCGAGGGCGGCCCCCUGGACGAGGGCGCGCUGGUCGAAGCGGCAGGGGGCGCGGAGGGUGUAGAGGGCGCGCCGGCGCAGCCCCCCGUGCCCCCGGAGCCGGCCCCCGGGGCCGCGUCUCCGCCACCGCCACCGCCCCCCGAGGAGGAGGAGGAGGAGGCCGUGCCCCUGCUGGGCGGGGCGCUUCAGCGCCAGAUCCGCGGUAUCCCGGGCCUCGACGUGGAGGCCGACGACGACGAGGAGGAGGGUGGCGGGGGCGCACCGUAACCCGGGCCCCGGGCGGGCAGGACCCGCGUGCCCAAGGCUGGAAGCUGAGCCUAAUAAAGCUCUUCCCGUCCCAUC